CAUUUGUCAACACGAGACUGCGAAGAAGUUGAAGGGAGAAUGUCAGGCUUUGAGAGACUUCAAUCAACAGCCUAGCCACCAAGACUUGCGUUUUAUUAUUCAUGAAGCUAAUGUUUACAUUUUAGCACGGCAGAUAGGACAAGACAAAUUCCACAAAUAUGUCACGCAUUGCUAUUUAAUUCCAUUUUUAUUCUUUAAUAUUUUGUGUUGCUUUUCUUCCUGUUUGCCCUUACAUUCGGAACUUGACUCUGACUUGUAGCUGCUCCGUUAUCUUGUAAUUAGAUGGCGAAUUAAUUAACAAUGAGGCUUCAGACCACGUUUAAUUUGUUCCUCAGCGCACUAUUUGCGUUCAAAGUCCAGGGUGCUCAGGGGGGCGACGCGUGUCCUCGGAAGGAACCACCUUCUGGUGUGCUGACCUUGACCCUGGGCAGUGAGGUCAUCCUAGGCUGUAGAGGAGAUGUUACAGUGGACGGAGUGUUACUAGCAGUGGUUACAAAGCAUAAUGGAAGAGUCAGGAGGAGAAGGGCCAUAACACCACAAAGGGAGAGAGAGAUUUCUGAUUUUACUGAAAAAUACCAUUCUGAAAUCAGGAAUGUUACCAUACAUGGCACAUACCAAAAAGUAACUACCAAUGGACUAUAUGGUAAAGACAAAGGGGAAACCAAAACUACUGCUAAGCCUCUAAUCACAACAGAGAAGCAAAUGAGUACUGGCCACAUUAUGCAUGCUAUUAGUCUACCCAUUCAGCCAAACAGAGUGCGUGGCAUCAAUGAAGGAGGGGCUUAUAAGGUAACCAUGGAAAUGGGAGGAGAGGAGUAUGUGGAAAAUAUGACUGUGGAAUACAAACAAUAUGAGGACAAUGGUGAUGAGGAGGAGGGACUGCGGGUGACGAGAGCUAUUUCAAGGCGAGCACACUGGACUCGGAAUGGUCAGGCCAUGCGAUGGGGUGUGGCAAAAGGCGGGGUUUUGAGGCUUCCUGCUCUCCAAUUAAAAGAUUCUGGGAACUAUACUUGCUUCAGGGGAGGCAAACUAAUUUCAUCUGUUAAAAUCAGUGUAGGCGUGCCCCCAGAGAUACCUACUCUAAAAUGCUACAAGAAAUUCCACACAAGCAAAAUCCGCUGUGAGUGGAUCUCAAAGCAGCCUAUAAUUCCACGACCUCACUGUUACCUUCUCCUCAGGAAAGGGUGGGUGGAGUCCUCUCAUACAGCCUGUUCAUACUCAGUUGAGCGCUCCCGUUGCUGGUGUGCACUGCCUGGCGAGGAGGGUGACAGAAAUAUCUACAUUGCCAAAUUGUGUGUGGCAAACACUGUGGGCAGUGCCAUCAGCGAGCCCCUCAGAUACAGUCCACAGAACAUUAUUAAGCCAGACCCUCCUACCAGAGUGGUAGUGAGAGAAGUCAUGGGCCAUUUUCAAACCCUUCACAUCUCCUGGUCUUACCCUGCUUCCUGGCGACAAGGCUUCUAUUUCCUCCAGUUCCAGCUAAGAUAUCGCCCUCUACAUGCCAGAGAGUACCAGCAGGUUGACAUAGAUGGAACAAAGCUCUCCUGGGUGAUCCUGGAUGCUAUGCCACACACACAAUAUGAGAUGCAGCUCCGAACCAAGGACGAGUACGACGGGCUCUGGAGUGACUGGUCUGCUCCUGUGUAUGCACAUCCAUGGACAGCUCCUGAACCCACUCUUCCCUCCAACGUCUAUACUAGUGUGGAACCCUUCUGGACUUUUCCAGAAGGCUCUGGGGAAUUAGGACCGGACUCUGAAGAGCCGGAUGAUGGUGCAGACUGGGGUGCUGUAAUGUGGGUGCAUGUGCUGUGGGUGUUUGGUCUUUGUGUCCUCAUCAUCCUCACCAUUCUUUCAGUCUAUUCCCUCAGAUACAGGGUGCACCUGAUGUAUAAACAGGACAAGCAGGUUUGCUCUCCCUCCUGCUCUCUCUCUUCUCCCCCUCCUCCACUCCUUCAGCAACUUGUGAUGGCUGCACAUCAGCAGAGUCAGCAUAACUUCCUGCCUGAAGAGGAAGAAGCAGGCAUCCACUUACAUAAUGUGGACUAUUUUCUGUCUCAUGGGGACUGAGGGUGCAGUGUGGGCCUUAUAGGACCUUAUAGAACAGAGUCUUUAGCAUGUUUAUGUGGUUUCAGAAACAUUUCCACUGUUUACUCCACUAUUUUGGCUGCUUUUAGCAACCUUUGUUGAAAUUCAGAUUGCUGUACUAUCUUCAGUUCGUUUAAAAUGUGCUGGUUGCCUUUUGUUCUUUCAUUCUAAGCAGCUGUUUCCAAACAUUACUUUAUAAUUUUGUACAUAAUCUCUAAAAGAAAAUAUGUUCUGUUUAAUAAAGAAUUACUUAUUUUUAAAAA
Electrophorus electricus (electric eel) is the source of this 2348-nucleotide messenger RNA. It is a transcript of the gene il6r, whose product is annotated as interleukin 6 receptor. Lineage: Eukaryota; Metazoa; Chordata; Actinopteri; Gymnotiformes; Gymnotidae. Gene Ontology annotation, molecular function: cytokine receptor activity; protein binding. Gene Ontology annotation, biological process: immunoglobulin mediated immune response; cytokine-mediated signaling pathway. Gene Ontology annotation, cellular component: membrane; external side of plasma membrane. The record is from RefSeq and is a predicted model, not a curated record.